AUGACCCAACAGGAGACUCAGACGUUUGAAGAUCAGCCGGCGCUUAUACAGUGCCUUCCUCAAUUAAACAACCUUCGUGAGGCCGGCAAACUGGCCGAUUUGACGAUAAAACUACAGAAUAACGUCAAGGUGCAUGCACAUAGGCUUGUUUUGGCUUCCCGGGUGCCAGCGUUGUGUGACACCCUGUGUGAAAAACCGACGAACGGUCAGGAUUUCGUGCUCAAGUGGCCACAAAUUUCUCCUGAAGUCGCUACAUCCUUCAUAGACUAUAUAUACACUGGCAAACUUGAAGUCCACGAAUCAAAUGUGGCUGGUCUGAUUAUGCUGUCACUGCAACUCGAACUGCCUCAAGUGGAACAAUGGGCAGCGCGUUUUAUGGCCGCCAGGCUGGAUUCCGAAAACAUAGCAAAUAAAUGGGAGCUUGCACAGCUUCUGAAAAGUAACAUGUUAAGAAAUGCCUGCCUACAGCAUAUCAAGGCAACCUUUGAGGCUACUGUUCCCGCUGAUUUUUUUAUCCAGUUACCAUUUGAAGCUGUUCUGUUCCUGUUGCGGGCGGAUGACCUUCAGGUGGACAGCGAAGAGAGUGUCCUGAAGGCGAUUGGACAGUGGAUAAGUCCACUCGGAAAAGAAGAUAAAACACGAUUGGGGCACGCGGAAGCAAUGAUGAAAGAAGUGCGGUGGUAUCAGGUUGCUGCCGACUUUCGAUACGGACUGCAUGAUGAUGACGAAGGUUUUUGGAAUAAAAAUUUGGCGUGCUCAUGGUAUAGACUGCCAGAUUUGAAAACAGCGAGGAAAUGUGCUGCCUCGGUUGCACUGCCAGACGGGCGCGUGUUUGUGAUGGGUGGUGAAGAACAAAAAUGGGAUCGCUCUGGCAGCUACUAUUCUGAAAAACUCUCCUCAGUGGAGACAUGCCAUCUCAAGGAGCCAGCAGACUGGCAAGGGCCGCCAAAAGCGUCGGGAGCCUUUUGGAAGGAUGCGACUGCCAUGCUAAAGCCACGUGCAGAGCAAACGGCCGUUGCAUUUAGGGACAGAAUUUUCGUUGCUGGCGGUAAAGGGUAUUCGAACGGAGUCGAUGUCUUCACGGUGCCCGACAACCAGCGGCCGUUGGGACAGUGGACGCACCUUGCUAACUGGGACACGGCGAGGACAACUACUGCUCUCAUCGUAUGUCAGAACAGACUCUUUUCUUUCGGCUGA
This is a messenger RNA of Dibothriocephalus latus, 1197 nucleotides long. Lineage: Eukaryota; Metazoa; Platyhelminthes; Cestoda; Diphyllobothriidea; Diphyllobothriidae. The record is from the annotation of a GenBank genome assembly.